Molecule: messenger RNA, 1142 nt
Organism: Anguilla anguilla (European eel)
Lineage: Eukaryota; Metazoa; Chordata; Actinopteri; Anguilliformes; Anguillidae
Gene: efcab1
Product: EF-hand calcium binding domain 1
Exons: 6
Coding region: 74-718 (214 amino acids)
Molecular function (GO): calcium ion binding
Source: RefSeq, a predicted model, not a curated record
UCAGUUUCUAUAGCAACUUGAUGAUAAACAUUGCCUGUGAGUGUUGAAGUUACUUCGACUGAAAGACGGCGAAAUGUCUGAAAUGUCGGCGAUGAACAGAAAAAUCAUUCAAAAUCUAGCAGAGACCUUUUCCAGGCAAAUAAAACACUUUAACAGAACUGAGAUGGAGUGUCUAAUACGACUGUUUAAUGGCUUGCUGGGAGACCAAAGUGACCGGAGAGCUGCAAAUGGCCUGGAUCGGGGUAAAUUCAGGAACAUUCUCCACAAGACGUUUGGAAUGACAGAUGAUAUGAUCAUGGAUAGAGUUUUUCAUGCAUUCGAUAAGGAUAAUGACAGCUAUGUCAAUGUGAAGGAGUGGACAGAGGGUUUGUCAGUGUUUCUACGUGGGACAUUGGAUGAGAAAAUAAAAUACUGCUUUGAUGUGUAUGACUUGAACGGAGAUGGUCAUAUUUCUCGGGAAGAGAUGUUCCACAUGCUGAAAAACAGCCUCAUCAGACAACCAACAGAGGAAGACCCAGAUGAAGGCAUCAAAGACCUGGUGGAAAUUGCUCUAAAGAAAAUGGAUCAUGAUCAUGAUGGCCGUCUGUCUUUCACUGACUUUGAGAAGGCAGUAAGGGAGGAAGACCUGUUACUGGAAGCUUUUGGAACUUGUCUCCCAGACGCAAAGAGCAUACAGGCAUUUGAACAGCAAGCAUUCCAGGAUUCUCUUGAGAACUAAUUCAGGCAUGUUUUAUUCCAAGUUCUCACCAAAUAAAUAACUCUGACUUAAAUUUUGGGUGUACGUCCUCAGACACCUAAUACCCUUAUCACCAGUAUUAUUGGGUGUAGUUCCUGUGAAGACAUGGAAUGCUAUUUAUAUCCUCCUUCGUGGCUUGGGAGUGGUGGCUUUCUUCUCUGCAGGCUUGUACUCUGGAACUGACGAAACCUAACAUAUGACGACAAAGAAGAGAAUGUACACUGAAUAUUCUCAGACUUAAACUUGAAUGGUUAAAUAUGUCUGUAUUUAAUAUCCUAGAAUGUAUAUAGUGUUGCAGAGACACACUGCAUUUCUAGCUUAACAUAUGUCAAGCUAGAAAUGCAGAGAUUUCAGAAAUGUGAUCUGAUGGAACAACAACAGUGUUUAUUAAAAUUCAGUAACACAU